Messenger RNA from Notolabrus celidotus (New Zealand spotty), 1069 nucleotides. It is a transcript of the gene apnl, whose product is annotated as actinoporin-like protein. The transcript has 3 exons. Gene Ontology annotation, molecular function: channel activity. Lineage: Eukaryota; Metazoa; Chordata; Actinopteri; Labriformes; Labridae. Gene Ontology annotation, cellular component: pore complex. The record is from RefSeq and is a predicted model, not a curated record. Gene Ontology annotation, biological process: pore complex assembly; monoatomic cation transport; cytolysis in another organism. The coding region runs from base 136 to 693 and encodes 185 amino acids.
GUUCUCCUGUGUGAUGGCACGCAUCCAAAAAACAAAAACAACGGGCAACUCCCUUCCAGGUAACUUACCACUUUGGGACAGAGGAGCGCCGACAGAGGUUCUCAGCAGAGAAGAUCUCAAAGACAUUCCAACAUUAUGGAGUCAGCCGAAGUUGUAGCAGCUAAUGUGGACAGCAAGAGAAGUGUUACCAUUGAAAUCUCAAAUUUCACCAGCAACUACUGCCUCAUCAACCCCAGGGUCUACCUUGACAAUGGGGAGACAUACAACUGUCCUCAGCCUACAGUGCGUCCUCUAAGGACAGAGGUAUGCACCUUCUCUAAGUCCAGCGGCAAAUCCACAGGAAGUGUUGGUGUGCUGACCUACGACCUUCUCGAGAAGUCUCGGGUUGACUUCAUCGAGACUGUGGCCAUCAUGUUCUCAGUUCCCUGGGACUACAACCUGUACAAGAAUUGGUUUGCAGUGGGCUUGUAUGCAAAAGGCCGCGAGUGUGAUGAGGCUCUGUUUAAAGAAAUGUACUAUGAGAAGAAGCAGAAAGAACAUGGGUUUGUCAGGGAGGAAGCCACAGGGUCGAGUAUUAAUUAUGUGAGUAAGUACAUGGAUAUCAAGGCUACCAUGGGGCCCCUGGGUAAAGCCAUCAUGAAGGUAGAGGUGUGGGAUAAGCUUUUCACAGUUGGAGGCCAGCAGCCGUACUGAAGAUACCCCUGCUGAAUUCAUCCCUCCGUCUCCAGCUUUUCCAAUAGACUUAUUAUAAAACAGUCAGCACGCAUGAUUUCACAGAUGUAUUGUUGCUGACAUGUGUCUGUAUACCUGGGUAUUACCCUUCAGUAAAUCUGCUUAAGAUCAGAGUUUAGUCUGUGUAUAAAUCCAGGCAGCAGUAACCCCUUUUCAUAGCAGAUGCCUCUGUCUGUUACAAUAGCAUCCGGUUUUAAAACGGCAUCUUUAGAAAUGAAAAUCAAAGGAUGACUCACUGGAGGAUGCGGGCACAUAGAUUAAUAAAACACAUUGUGCACUUGUCUGUAUUUACCUUAUCACUGUAGUCUGAGGAAUAAAAUAAACCUUUUUUGCUGAA